AUGGUAGCUCCAAGUAACAACGCAAAUGGCAGCAUUGGUAAUGCUACACCUCGAACCCUUGUCGGUAAAGUAGCCCUUGUUACCGGAGGUGGGCGCGGUAUUGGCGCCGGUAUUGCCCUUGAACUCGCAAAAAGAGGUGCAUAUGUUGCCAUCAACUACUCGUCCAGCGCCAGCUCUGCCAACCAAGUCAUUCAGUCCAUCGAGGCUGAGGGCUCUCGCGGCGCUGCUUUCAAAGCCGACAUUACCAAAAUCGAGGAGAUUGAAAAUUUGUUCAGCAGCGUGCAGAGAUACUUUGGCCGCAUUAAUAUCGUUGUUUCUAAUGCGGGUGUCGAAAAAUUCAAGCCCUUGAGUGAAACAACUUUGGAGGACUUCAACGAGGUUUUCAACGUCAACACUCGUGGACAAUUUUUUGUCGCCAAAGCUGCUCACAAGUACAUCGAGGAGGGCGGACGUGUGAUUCUGAUGUCUUCCAUCGCCGCCGGUGUCAGUGUUCCGGGCCAUGCUCUGUAUGCCGGUAGCAAGUCGGCUGUUGAGGGCUUCACGCGUUGCUUCUCUGCUGAUUUUGGCGACAAGCGUUGUACGGUAAACGCUAUCGCACCGGCCGGCAUCAAAAGUGACAUGUGGUUGGCGAACGCUUGGCGAUAUGCUCCAGGUUGCGACAAAACUUCCUCACUAGAGGAGAUCGAAACCGCUUUAGCGAACGGUAGCCCCCUGAAGAGAUGUGGUGUUCCCGCCGACAUUGGUCGGAUUGUUUCUUUCCUUGCCAGCCCAGAUGGUGAAUGGAUCAAUGGGCAAGUCAUUCCAGUUAAUGGAGGCGCCAAUAUCUGA
This is a messenger RNA of Talaromyces marneffei, 828 nucleotides long. RefSeq lists its product as uncharacterized. Bases 1 to 828 code for a protein of 275 amino acids. Gene Ontology annotation, molecular function: oxidoreductase activity. NCBI's taxonomy places the organism in Eukaryota, Fungi, Ascomycota, Eurotiomycetes, Eurotiales, Trichocomaceae. The record is from RefSeq and is a predicted model, not a curated record. The transcript has 2 exons.